AUGGGGCCGUUCUCUCCCUUCAACCUCUCCCUUGUGGUUUUCCUGGCUUUCAUUUCCCUGCAAGGUAUGACUAAGUUGGGCUCAUCAAACCCUGGUUGAGACGAGCCAAGUAAAGUCUUCUCCAAAGCCAAGUGGGCUUGGCACCCGGCCACCCCAGGGGGCGCUUCCUCUUCAAAGGACAACCACUUGCUCCACCCUCAUUGCCACUUCCCCCCAGGUCAGCCUUUGCCAACCUGGUGCCCCCCAACUGCUUGGACUACAACUCCCAGCAGCCUCAGCACCACACAGCUGGGCUGUGUUUUAGCCCAACGCAUCUGGCAGGCACAAGGCUGCUCUAGGGUUUCCUUCAGCUUCUCGGUCUUUAUUAGGCUUGCAUUGCCAUCCUCCUUCCCUCCCUCUUAAGACCUCACCCACCCUCGACAGGGCCCUCAUCCUGCUCCUUCCUUCCUUACAAGCCAGCUGUGGCCCCACCCCUGAUUUUCUUUGUUCCACGGAGCGUCCACUAAGGCUGCGAACAGCUGGACUGCUGUGGCGUCCAGUCCGCUUCCUUAUUAUUUAUACCCCGCCCAUCUGGCUGGGGCCCCCCAGCCACUCUGGGUGGCCUUCAACAAAACAUUAAAAUACCAUAAUACAUCAAACAUUAAAAGCUUCCCUAAACAGGUCUGCCUUCAGAUGUCUUCUAAAAGUCUGGUAGUUGUUGUUCUCUUUGACAUCUGGUGGGAGGGCGUUCCACAGGGAGGGUGCCUCUACCAAGAAGGCCCUCUGCUGGGUUCCCUGUAGCUUUGCUUCUUGCAGCAAGGGAACUGACAGAAGGCCCUCGGCACUGGACCUCAGUGUCUGGGUAGAAUGAUGGGUGUGGAGGUCAAGGUCAGCACCAACACUUUGAAUUGUGCUCGGAAACAUACUGGGAGCCAAUGUAGGUCUUUCAAGACCGGUGUUAUGUGGUCUCAGCAGCCGCUCCCAGUCACCAGUCUAGCUGCCGCAUUCUGGAUUAGUUGUAGUUUCCGGGUCACCUUCAAAGGUAGCCCCACGCAGAGUGCAUUGCAGUAGUCCAAGCGGGAGAUGUCAGCUUGCCAGCUGCAUCGCGUUGCUGCUCUCAGCAGAGAAAGCACUCCAGGCAGCCAGCCAUAAAUUCCAUUCUUUAUUUCCUCCUGACUCAAUUACAGGCAGAAAAAACAAAGCGAUCCGUCUUUCAUGAUGCGUUGCUUCGACUGGUCUCUUUUUCCCCUCGCUCCUGAGUCCAGCACAGCCAUCGGCCCAACCCCUUCCGUCUUUCCCUGUGACGUGGAGCCCCCUCUCUAGGAAGUACCCCCUCCUGCUCAGACUCACUCUCCUCUUCUCUUUCCUCUGAGGAUGAGCCAGUGCUAAUCAGAGGGGAUCGUUCUCUGUAUCCUCCCUUUCUUUCCUCACUCGCAGCCGGCAGUUCCCUGACAGGAGAUAACCAGAGCAUGCACCACUCUGGCGAGGCAGUCCGCAGGCAGGGAUGGUCUCAUCCUGCAUACCAGAUGGAGCUGGUAAACAGCUGCCCUGGACACAGAACUGACCUGUGCCUCCAUGGACAUCUGUGCGUCCCUGUGCCAACCUGCUUCUCCCGGCUACAGCAGACUUAUUUGUGCAGAGGUGACUGUGUGGAAGGAAUCUCAGCCAUGCAGUAAAACUCUUGUACAACAGCUCCUUCUAUUCUGAGAAGCGUUUAUUGUACAGCAGCAAAACAACAAAUCAGCCAGAAGAUAGCAAAGGCAUGAUGCUUCUCUUGUCGCAGCAAAACAGAAAGUAAAAACGUUCACAUAACAAAGAUGCGAACACACCCCAGUGACAGGACGUCUUUUCCCUUGAGCUACUAACCCUGUAAGCUCUGGGUAUCCUCACAUCCCCUCUCGUCCUGUACCACUGGGGAAGAGUGCAAGUACUGUAAGUACUACCAGUUACCCCAGACACAACCCUUCGCAGAACUCCCCAUGUCUUUGGAAGCUCAAAGGUUUUGUGAACCCAUCCGCUAGGUUCUUCUGACUUGGACAGUACUUCAGCUUUCCCUUCUCUUUCACCAGGCGCAGACUCCAGCUGCCCCACAGGCUGGGUCAAGCGAGGAAAUCAAUGCUUUGGGUUCUUCAAUGAUACUAUUCAAUGGCAAGAUGCAGAGGUAUGGGACCAAGAGUGGCUUGAACCAGGGAUGUAUUUCAUUAAAAACUUAAGCACAGUAAAAGAGCCGGCAGGAUCAGGCCAACACAUCUAGUGAAAUCUCCUGUUCCUAAAGUGGCCAACCACAGGCUUACAGGAAGCCUGCAAGAUGGAUUUGGGUGCAAGAGCACUUUCUCUUCCUGCGGUUUCCAGCAACUGGUAUUCAGAAGCUUACCGUAUUUUUCGCUCUAUAACACACACUUUUUCCCUCCUAAAAAGUAAAGGGAAAUGUGUGUGCGUCUUAUGGAGUGAAUGCAGGCUGCGCAGCUAUUGCUGAAGCCAGAACAGGAAGAGGGAGCACUGCGCAGCGAUCCCUCUUGCUGUUCUGGCUUCUGGGAUUCAGAAUAUUUUUUCUUGUUGUUUUCCUCCUCCAAAAACUGGGUGUGUCAUAUGGUCUGGUGCGUCUUAUAGAGCCAGAAAUACAGUAACUCUUUGUGGGAUGCAUCCCCCUGGGGAAAAAAUGGCUUUCCAAACUCCCAGGCUGUGCUUGCCUUGACUUGCGUCCUUAUCAGGGAUGGGGCUCACUACUUGUUUGUGCUUGUGGUUCUCAUGAGUGGGAUGCAGGUGGCGCUGUGGGCUAAACCACUGAGCCUCUUGGGCUUGAGCUCCCGUUGCUCUGUCCCAGCUCCUGCCAGCCUAGCAGUUCGAAAGCACAUCGAGUGCAAGUAGAUAAAUAGGCAGUGCUUUUUUCUGGGGGUACGCAUACCCCUAAACAUUUUGUGAAUCUAAAUUUGGCCUCACUGAGGGGUAGUAUUUCAAUAUGAGUCAGAAAAUGAGAGUACCCCUAAACAUUUUUUAAAGAAAAAAAGCACUGUAAAUGGGUACCGCUGUGGUGGGAAGGUAAACAGUAUUUCCAUGCGCUCCAGCACUUCUCAUGGUCCUCUGUGCACCAGAAGCGGUUUAGUCCUGCUGGCCACAUGACCCGGAAAGCUGUCUGUGGACAAACGCCAGAGGCCCCCUCAGCCUGAAAGCGAGAUGAGCGCCACAACCCCAGAGUUGCUUUUGACUGGACCAAACUGUCCAGGAGUCCAUUACCUUUUACCUUCUCAUGACACCAACUCAGUUCAUGCUGGUACUUAGUGCAUUCUAGAGCAUGGUGCUGAUAAUACAAAGGUCACAGGUUCGAUCCCCGUACGAGAUCGUUGCACAUUCCUGCAUUGCAGAGGGUUGGACUAGAUGAUCCUUGGUGUCUCUUCCAACUCUACAAUUCUAGAUUUCUGUAAUUUUUGCAGUACAGUGGGACCUCGGGUUAAGUACUUAAUUCGUUCCGGAGGUCCGUUCUUAACCUGAAACUGUUCUUAACCUGAAGCACCACUUUAGCUAAUGGGCCCUCCUGCUGCCGCCGAUUUCUGUUCUCAUCCUGGAGCAAAGUUCUUAACCCGAGGUACUAUUUCUGGGUUAGCAGAGUCUGUAAGCUGAAGUGUAUGUAACCCGAGGUACCACUGUACAUGCUCAGCCCGUGGUGGUUACAUGGACUGCAAAUGUCUCCUCUUACUGCUCAGAAGUUGCUGUCCAGGCACAGGGACAGAAUGAAGUAGAAGCCUGCUGAGAUGGUCAACCCAAUUCCAAUGGCAGCUCCCAUUCUCUGGGGUGCUCUUUUUUGGUCUCUCUCAGGUUGCCUGCCAGGCCUUUGGUGAGAAUGGCCAUCUUGCCUCCAUUCACAAUGAAGAUGACAUGAAGGCCCUGUCGCAACAUCUGAGCCAGAACUAUAAAGGGGGUCAACAUGUAUGGAUCGGGUUGCACAACCCCAACACUGGGAGUGAAAACGUGAGUCUGGGCAGGCGGUCCUCCUCUUUCUAAUCAAUAUUCAGGGACUGUUCAGAAUGGCAGCCGCAAGGGGCAGGGAAACCAGCUGAAAAUAUUGAAAUUUCAGCUCCGGUUGUCCGAACUGAUAAGGCUCAUCUUUUUGAGCCCUCCCAGCAGAGCAUUAAAACAACAAAGUCCACAACGGAAGGAUGAGGCAGGUAUGGCUACAUUGCUAUGCUUUAUUACUAAGCUAUGCAGAGAGUAAAGAAAUAUACAUGUUCUCUCUAUGAGAGCAGAGAGCAACUGAACAAAGGAAAACGAAAGAACAAAGGAAACAGGAAACCAGUAACGUCACAUCCCGUCUCCCUUUCCCGUGAGAAUCCAACAGUAUCUGGACUGUGGAAUGUAAACACAGUCCUGUGACUUGCAAGCAGCUGCUCAGUGAGGAAACAGAAACUAACAGUUCCUGCAUGGAGGGAAAGAGCAGAAAAGGGAACACAGGUGUCAGGUGAGCGUUUAGGAAAAUGGUUAGCCAUCCACCUUUCUGGGAAAUACCUAAGAGUCCAGCAUGCGAGUCAGAGCUCUGUCUUAACUUUGACCAUACGGGGCUGUCUUUCAUAGAAUCAUAGAAUCAUAGAAUAGAAUCAUAGAAUCAUAGAGUUGGAAGAGACCACAAGGGCCUUUGACCAUUUUGGUUGCCCUCCUCUGGACAUGUUCCAGUUUGUCAGUGUCCUUCUUGAACUGUGGUGCCCAGAAGUGGACACAGUACUCCAGGUGAGGUCUGACCAGAGCAGAAUACAGUGGCACUAUUACUUCCCUUGAUCUAGAUGCUAUACUCCUAUUGAUGCAGCCCAGAAUUGCAUUGGCUUUUUUAGCUCCUGUGUCACACUGUUGGCUCAUGUCAAGUUUGUGGUCAACCAAGACUCCUAGAUCCUUUUCACAUGUACUGCUCUCAAGCCAGGUGUCACCCAUCUUGUAUUUGUGCCUCUUUGGAAGGUGGCUGGAUGGAGAAGAUGACAACUGGUCUCCCACACCUUUAUCAUCUCUGAAGAAGAGGGCAUCGCGGCAAGUGUGCUUUUUGUGAAAGUGGGGCUGCCGUGGGGGGGGGGGGAGAGAACAGCUGUACCUGCCAAGAUCCCCUCUUCAGCAUGAACAUUGGAGGACCAAGUCUUGAUCCUUUCCAACAAGGUGUGGGGGGGAGAGAAAUCCUUUUUUUCCUUUUUCUUUUUUUGCAAAUGGCAUAACCAUUUUCUCAACAUUUGCAAAUUUCUGCAGUGCAUGCAUGCUCAGAGGCAAGUUCCACUAGCUUUAUGUCUCUGCUGUCUUAUCCCCGUGCUUUUUUUCCUGGGGGUACACAGGGGUACACAUACCUCAUUUGGCCUCAUUUGGGGCAAUAUUUAAUAUGAGUAGGAAAAUGAGAGUAGCUCCUAAACAUAUUUUUUUAAAAGACAAAAGGCACUGUCUUAUAUUUUGAAGGGGAAAAAAUGAAUGAAUUCCUGUGCCCCACAAAUAACCCAUUGGUGCAUUUUAAAUAAAAGCACACAUUCUACUCAUGUAAAAACACGCCGAUUCCUGGACCGUUCGCGGGCCAGAUUUAGAAGGCAAUUGGGCUGGAUCUGGCCACCGGGCCUUAGUUUGCCUACCCAUGGUGUUAUCCUAUGCAAUAGCUUCAGAAAUCUCUAGGCCUCAAGUUUUAGGAUAACAUUAUCAGGUUGACACAAGUUAACCGGAUGCAGUCUGCUUUCCAACUAUGCCAAAUUUUAGUAAGCAGGGAGUGGAAAAAUGAGGAGGAAACGCUUUCUCUUCUCUUUUAUUUAUUAAAAUGUAUGCACCCCUAUAUUGGUUCUUUUAAAACAAAAGCAAACCAACAAACCUCAAAGCUGUUUUGUAGUGGUGGUUAGGAACAUGACUGCAGGAAGGACUUUUAAAAAAUGAAGGACCCAAACCAAUGCGUUACAAGGAAGGAGAUUCCGACUAAACAUACGGAAAAACUUUCGGACAGUAAGAGCUAUUCAAAGCAAUGACAAACAGACCUAUGGUCACGUAAAACAUACUCAAUAAACACAUGAGGUGUAACCGGCUGUGUUCUUAGAUAAAUAAGAUAUACUACUCAUAGUAUCAAAUUGUAAAUUUCAACAGAAAUAACUCAUAAAGUUCAAGAAAUGAAAAAAGCAGAAGACCCAGUGGAUCAGAUCAUUCUAUAGCCAGUUCAUGCAUAAGGUCCAUCUGUGUAAUGGUGUCCAUUCCACCUGUCUGUUCAUAAAGUCCAAACCAUCCACAUGAAAGGUUGUUUUGUUGUUGUUUAGUUGUUUAGUUGUGUCUGACUCUUUGUGACCCCCUGGACCAGAGCACGCCAGGCACUCCUGUCUUCCACUGCCUCCCGCAGUUUGGUCAAACUCAUGCUGGUAGCUUCGAGAACACUGUCCCACCAUCUCAUCCUCUGUCAUCCCCUUCUCCUUGUGCUCACCAUCUUUCCCAACAUCAGGGUCUUUUGCAGGGAGUCUUCUCUUCUCAUGAGGUGGCCAAAGUCUUGGAGCCUCAGCUUUAGGAUCUGUCCUUCCAGUGAGCACUCAGGGCUGAUUUCCUUAAGGAUGGAUCUGUUUGAUCUUCUUGCAGUCCAUGGGACUCUCAAGAGUCUCCUCCAGCACCAGAAUUCAAAAGCAUCAAUUCUUCGGCGAUCAGCCUUCUUUAUGGUCCAGCUCUCACUUCCACACAUCACUACUGGGAAAACCAGAGCUUUAACUAUAGGGACCUUUGUUGGCAAGGUGAUGUCUCUGCUUUUAAAGUUGCUGACUAGGUUUGUCAUUGUUUUUCUCCUAAGAAGCAGGUGUCUUUUAAUUUCGUGACUGCUGUCACCAUCUGCAGUGAUCAUGUCUAAGACAAGGAUUUCCAGAAUAUUGGCCUUGUUUCGCCAUCCUGGGCUUCAUCAGUACUUAAAGCUCUAAAUAAUGCAAAUAAAUACAAUAUCAUGAUCUCACACAUUUUACAGAAAAAAUAAUAUAAAACCAUAAAUAGCUGUACAUACCAUAUGUGAUAUUACAGGACAGUGGAUCUGAUGGCAUAUUAGUAGCUGCAGUAAGCAGCAACUGUUACAAAGUAGGGUUAUAUGGACAAGCACAAUAUUGAUUGGGUUGCAGGUUUGGCAAUCCACUAUUCUGCAGUGGAACAGAUUCCCACGAGAGAUGAUGGACUCUCCUUCCUUGGAGAUCUUUAAGCAGAAGUUGCGUGACCAUCUGCCAUGGAUGCUUUAGCUGAGAUUCCUGCUGAGAUGAGCAGAGAUUCUAUUAUUCUAAGUCCCUGCAACGUGGGAACUGGGAUUCUGAGUCUCCAGAUGUUCUUCUUAUUCCCAUUGAUUGGACAAGGGAAGAAUGGGCUGGAGAAGUCCCUUUCUUCCUCAGCAGUGACGAUGUCUCUUUUGCUGUCUUUCUAUAGAACUGGCAGUUCAAAUGGACAGAUGGCACCACUGGAAGAUACACUCCUUGGGCGCCUGGGCUACCCACUAUUGACACUGACGAACACUGCGUGGAACUCUUCAGCCAAGGUGAGGAGCAAGAGGAGGAAGCCAUGGGGUGCUUCAGAGAUGGAGGCUGAAGCACUGGAGGAAGAGGCAGGGAAGGGAAGGGCCAGGUGUUUCCCCACCCUCUCCUGCACCACUGGCUCCCAGAACCAGGAGGUGACUGAAGUGGGAAGAGCAGAGGAUGUUUCCAUGUAGGCAUAGUCUCUGGCUACAUGUGUGCAACUUGUCAGAGGAAGGUACAUAAACUGGUGGGGCAGGAUGGCCCCCUGUUGCUGCAACUGUUCCAUCAAGACCCACCUAUGAAUAGCUGCCUAGAUGCUACACUGGGGGGUGGGUGUUUAUCUACAACUGUGAAAACUGUGCUGGGCCCGGGGGUUAACCCGAGCAAUGCGGUCCAGGUUCGGUCCCGAAUCCAAGGAUUCUGUGAGGAGUCAGUCCAACAGGGCCAAGGCAAGUCUCAAGGCAGGAAACUAGGUAGGUCAGACACAGGGUCUCAGGCAGGUUCCAGCAAGCAGCAAUAUUGCUCCCGCAACCUGGGGCAGGGCCCGACAGCCUUUUAUCUCUGUCGGAGUAACGGUCGUCCUGAUCCCCCGGUGACUCACCUCCCUGUCUCGCCCGAAGACGAGCACUCCUCCUGCGAGUACUCAGGUCUCUCCUUCUUUCAGACCUUAGUCUCUGCAGCUGGGGAGAUGUUGGUGGGUUACUAGACCCAGAGGCCACCUCAGCCUCUCCUGACCCAACUGGUAGUGGAGCAGCUGUAGGUGAUGGCCCAGCUAGAGGCAACAAAGUCAUCCCCGCAUCUGGAGCCAGGGCAGGCUCAGGCCCCUGACUCGGUCCAGCUGGUGCUUGUUGCAGGGGAACCUGUGCAGACUGGGGCUCUUCAGAAUCAGGCCCCAGACUUGGUUCAGAUGAUGCCUGAGGCAGAGGAUCCAGUGCGGAUUGAGACUCCUCUGGUUCCGAAUCCGAGCCCGAGUCCCAGGCCAUCACAGAAACUACUGUGUCAGCUUUGACAAUAGAGAGUUAACUAUCUGCCCUGGAGUCCCUUUGGGUGGGAAGCACCCUUGGCGUCACAGCUGAAGAACGGUGCAUGGUUUCAGAGCACUGGGUUGCUGCUAGUAGGCCCCUGUAACUCCCUGCCAGAUGUUUCCAAGACCUCCUGCCGCCCCAACAAAGUUGGACACUGAGGUGGCUGGCUGUGAGUGUUAGUAACAUCCUCCCACAUUGUCUUCCAGACUACAUGAACUGGAAUAACCACUAUUGCAUCGUAAAUCACCCCUACCUGUGCAAAUACACUUUCUGA
Podarcis lilfordi (Lilford's wall lizard) is the source of this 8741-nucleotide messenger RNA. NCBI's taxonomy places the organism in Eukaryota, Metazoa, Chordata, Lepidosauria, Squamata, Lacertidae. The record is from the annotation of a GenBank genome assembly.